This is a messenger RNA of Silurus meridionalis, 1240 nucleotides long. Its product is annotated as high choriolytic enzyme 1-like. Gene Ontology annotation, biological process: proteolysis. The record is from RefSeq and is a predicted model, not a curated record. Lineage: Eukaryota; Metazoa; Chordata; Actinopteri; Siluriformes; Siluridae. Gene Ontology annotation, molecular function: zinc ion binding; metalloendopeptidase activity. The transcript has 8 exons. Bases 44 to 865 code for a protein of 273 amino acids.
GCACAUUCUCCACUCUCAGUGCUGAUACACUGACACUUUCAUCAUGUACCUGAUACAAGGCAUCGUCCUGCUCCUGCUCAGCGUCAGUGUUCAGAGUCGUUCCAUUAGGACAUUCAUCAAUGGAACCUCUGAGGAGAUUGAUAACAGCAUUGACAGCGAUUAUUACUCAGUUUCUGCCAUAAUUGAAAGAGCCAACAAGAAUGCUGGAAAACCAGACGGUGAUUUCACUAUUAUACAUGGUGAUAUAGCCGUGUUCACUGGACUCCAGAAUGCAGAUCCAUGUACUUCUAAUAAGUGCAUGUGGAUCAGAAGCGCAGAUAUGAUGGUUUAUGUGCCUUAUGUCAUUUCCAGUCAGUACUCACCACCUGAAAUAGAUGUUAUCCAGCGUGCAAUGGACUCCUUCCAAAAGUCGACCUGUAUCCGAUUUGUACCUCGCAGAAAGGAAGUAAAUUUCAUUCAUAUAAUCUCAGACAAAGGGUGCUACUCUUAUGUUGGACGCAUUAAUGGAAAGCAGGUUUUGUCCCUAAAUCGCAACGGCUGUGUUUACCACAAAGUUAUCCAACAUGAGCUUCUUCACGCCCUGGGAUUUCAUCAUGAGCAGUGCCGUAGUGACCGUGACAAACACGUCAGAAUCCUUCUCCAAAAUAUCAAGAACGAUGGAAUAAACAAUUUUGUGAAAGUAGCCACCAACAAUUUGAACACUCCAUAUGACUACAAUUCCAUCAUGCACUAUUCGAGGUAUGCUUUCUCCAAGAACAGCUAUCCGACCAUCCUCCCUACACCAGACAAGUAUGUUUCCAUCGGACGUGCCACCGAGAUGAGCCACAACGACAUUCUGCGUGUUAACCGGCUCUACUGCAGUUAAAUGAAGCACGCUGAACAUCAUCAGUGUGUUCCGAAUGCUUUCACAAAUGUUCUGCUUUCCGAUGUCACAUUUUAAAUAUAUUAUUUUCUUAAAUCUGGAUUUAUUUUGCUUCUACUUUUGAUGCUAUUUAGAUCUGCUUUUUUGGGGAGGCACUGGAUUACUGAUCAAAUGGUCAGUGGUUCAAACCCCAUAAUCAUCAAGCUGCAAGUUUUAGGGCUCUUAUUUCUGAUGAAUUGCUUUAGGGGCACUGUAACAUGACCGACGGUGCCCUCAGAUUCCUAACAUCACUGGGAUAUGCAAAGAUUUUCACUGUGUAAUCUGUAAUUUACGUGUGACAAGGAAUUUAUUUUUUACAUGCAAUUUCAAAAAAAAAAA